UUGAAAAGCAAAAAUCGAAAAUAUCGAUCCUCGAUCCGCUUCCGGCGGAACACCGUCCAUCCCACCCCAGUCUCGACGCACACCCCGCCUCGCCUGGCACUCCUUAUUCUGACAGCGCGCAUGACACGGUCAUGGAACAGAUCUGACUGCCCAGCCUGUAGAGUGGGAGCUGGAUUCGACGGAUCGAUAAUCUCCCGGCCCCGAGCGCCGGCCGUCCCAAAGCCAUGUCGGCGCCACCAGCCCGACAUGGCCAAUCAACAUCACUCCACGAGCGGUCCAACUCGCAAACCAGCAAACCCGGGAUCCGCCUUGUCCCGUACUCGCCGCCCCGGCUCGAUCCCGAGGACCGGGCGCCAAGCCAGGCCUCGUCGCGGGACCGGACCUCCGGGAGCUUCCAGGACCAGUCCAGUAGCAACGUUUCGCACACCAGGCGGCCCAGCUGGAGAGAUGAGGUGACAGAGAGCCGUUUUGGUGGCCAGGGGUCCGCGUUGUCAUCGCCCACGGUCCGGCGUUCCUCAUUGGUGAGGCCUGGGGAUGAGAGAGUUUCAGGGGUGAAACCUCUGCCCAACCCCUCGGUCUUUAGCCCCGCUGGGCCAACCACACCGAGGCUGAGGUCACCGUCUGACGUCGUCUCGUCUCAAGUCGCGGGCCAUGAAGCAUUGGCGGCGCGGCGCACUCGCGCAGAUUCUUCGCCGUCACCUUCUGCGUCACUUGGUUCCGCCACUUCCCAGCACCGACGCUCUCACUCGCGCCGAGGCACUUUGCGCCUUGCCGUCCACCCUAACGGGACCUUCUCCCUCGUUCCCGAAGACCCGCAGCACGACGCGUCUGGCAGCGUCGCCGGGAGCCUCACGUCGCCUCAUUCGUCGUACGCUUCGAGAUCCCCUAGUGCCCAGGACCGUCCCUCGAUCGACACGUGGAGUAAUCGCCGUGCGAGUACCCCCCUCACGGGCGCAAGCACCGUCGUGCUCGACCAGAGCUCUUCUGAGCUCCCCCGUUCCACUCCCUCGUCCCGCCGUUCCUCGACCACGCAGCUGGCCGAGGAUCCCACUUCUUCGUCCCCCUGGAACUACCGCCUCGUCGGUGGCCUGCGAAAAGUGCCCGCCACUCCGGACAACAAAGGGAAGCAGCCCUUGUACGGCGCAUCGUCGACGUCGUCGUCCGAGACACAGCUCGCUCCGCUAGCGGAAAAAACCGCCCCGGCGAACGACGAAAAGGGCGACGAAUCGCCAACUCGGUCUGUCGUGCCCAAAGCAUCCUUCACUACCUCCGUAACUGCCCAGACGGUCGAGACCAUUUCUGAAGCGACGAAUUACAAGGUGUAUGGCCCCGCCUCUGCUGCACAGGAGUCCAGCGAUAGUCUUGCGUUCAACUCCGAAACUCCCCCCAACUGGGAAAUCUUGGGUCAGUCGCCUGCACCAGCGUCCCAAAGCAGCUCGGCCGCGGCAUCGCAGGGCGGCAACGAAAAUUACGUGCUACACGGCCCUCCGUCCCUGUCACCCUCGUCGUCCCUCGCCACUGUCGCCAGAAAGCCACGCCCCGUUUACUCCCAGGAGAGCUUGGUUGUUCCACCGCUAAGACCGAAGAAGAGGACGUCAUACGAAGGUUUCGGCUAUUACAAGCAACGAUCUCGCGAAACCCUCCGCUCCCGCACCGGUUCCGUUCAGUCGCUCAAGAGCUUAUCCUCCAUCAUCACGGGUCAAGACCCUACCCAGGUGUUCCUGAAGACGCCAGCGGUGCUCGGUCUCGGCGCAUCGUCAACUCAGCGCUUCUCAUGGUCGGUUCCCCAGACGUCCGAGUCCGGCGCGUCCACUUCCCAGGCUGCCCACACCCUCCAAGCGCAGACUCCGAUGCUGCAGUCACAGCCCCACCAAUGGAGCUCCCAGCUGUCUACAGUCAUGUCGGAGAGCGAGCCGGGUAGCGAUCCCGCCCGAUCUGUCUCGCCGCUCUCCGAGGGGAGCGGAGGUCACCACCGCCGCGGCAGCAGCACCGGCUGGGUGAGCUCCAUGCACAGCCGUCAGAUGGCGAGCGUCUCCUCGUCCAUAGCUGGACAGCUUGACGAGGCCGCGGCUACGCCGGGCAGCGACUCGCUCGAGAGGCCGCAGCCGAGCGUCGCGAGAGCAGGACCCUCGCAGAUUCGCAUGAUCCGAGACCAAGACGAGCAUGGGGAUGGGCUGGCGGACCUGGAAGAACGGCCGUCAAGGACAGGACUGUCUGCACUGUUCGCCAACGGUUCCGGAUGGAACCUCCAUUCAAACUCGAGCUCUCGCGCCAACAGUUUCACUUCGUCGAUCCCUGCCUGGGCUAGGGUCUACUACGGAUCCGGCGAACGACGGUUUCUCGGCCGGCGUCCCUCUUUUCUGACCAUCUCUGAGAGCGGCGACAGCCGACCGCCAAGCUCUGGCUUUCUCGGCGGCAGCGAGUCUCCGAACACGGACAACUUUCCCCAGACCAUCUUCAGUCCGAGGAAGCGCCCAAGGGAAGUCCAACCCAACGUUGAUCAGCAGCCCGCUCCUGAACAGGCGCCCAUGGAGACAUCGCCGGCCCCUCAGACCCACGAGUUCAACGUGUUCAGGUCAUUGAGGCAGAAGACUUCCAGCAUCUGGUCGCCACAUCUCCAGACAGAUCGUCGGGCAAAUCGCUACAGCGUAUGGGAUCCGCCGAGCGUGAGCUGGUCGGCCGACAGCGGUAUCUUUGGUAGGAGGAACGCACAGGUGGUGCUCUUCAUUCUUGGGUUUGUCCUUCCUCUGGCAUGGAUGGUUGCUGCUCUCCUUCCCCUGCCUCCCAACCCCGACCUGGAAUCAGCCCAGGCCGAAAACGGCAAGAGCAAGUACAGCCCUACUCAUCCCGCCUCUCGUAAGCAGAGAUACGUCCUCGAUGAGGCAAGGUACCAGAGUGCCAGGUGGUGGCGCAACCUUAACCGGGUCAUGUCCAUCAUCGGCCUUCUCAUUAUCGGUGCUGUCAUCGCUCUUGCUGUCGUUGGCGUUCGGCAGGGUUGGGGACAACCGAGGUGAAGAGAACCCAAUAUCCGCCACCGAAGUCACCCCAGCAGCUCUGCUCACCAUCCAGCACGUCGCCUCCCAUGCGCUGUCGAGUCCAUCAGCAGCACCCACGCUUUCGAAGCUCGCCAUCUUCAAUCUUGGUAUAUACAUACGUACACAUGCACAUGCC
Thermothelomyces thermophilus ATCC 42464 is the source of this 3171-nucleotide messenger RNA. RefSeq lists its product as uncharacterized. NCBI's taxonomy places the organism in Eukaryota, Fungi, Ascomycota, Sordariomycetes, Sordariales, Chaetomiaceae. The transcript is spliced from 3 exons. The record is from RefSeq and is a predicted model, not a curated record. The coding region runs from base 225 to 3014 and encodes 929 amino acids.